AUGAAUGAGAUGAUUAAAACCUUGCAAGGCCAGCAAAAGGCUAUCGAAGACCUAGCAGCCAAUCUCAAGAAGCUGAAUACAGUGCCCACCCACAGAGGACAGAAUAUACAGCCUCAGCCCCAGUUCCAGCAGCCUCAGCCUAGACCUGACGCAGGUGGCGACAGGUGUUAUCAGUGUGGAGCACCAGGACACUUUGCCCGGAAUUGCACAGCACGAAGUAGACCCCCACCCCUCCGGAACCUCACCACCAGGCCUCCACCUAACCUGUCAAACUAGCCCCCCCUGCUGCUGAGAGUCAGGCAGCAGGAGGGAACAGUCCUGGCUCACCUUGUCCCCCACAGUUACCUGGAAUUGUCUAUGAGAGAGCAGUUGGAAGUUGUCCAGUCACUACUGUGAAGCUGGGGGGAGUACAUGUACGCUGUCUUCUUGAUUCUGGAUCACAAGUCUCCACCAUCGCUGAGAGUUUCUUUAAUAAGCACUUCCGCCCUAGAAGAAGCAAACUGCUUGACACAAACCAAUGGCUUACCCUUACAGCUGCUAAUGGCCUGGAAAUACCAUACAUUGGUUACCUGGAACUAGACUUUGAAGCACAAGGUGUAACCAUCCUUCAGAGAGGUAUUCUUGUGGUACGAGACCCCCCCGGAUCCCCAGUCAAGAGCCCGUAA
Porites lobata is the source of this 665-nucleotide messenger RNA. The record is from the annotation of a GenBank genome assembly. Lineage: Eukaryota; Metazoa; Cnidaria; Anthozoa; Scleractinia; Poritidae.